Rotaria sp. Silwood2 is the source of this 2202-nucleotide messenger RNA. The record is from the annotation of a GenBank genome assembly. NCBI's taxonomy places the organism in Eukaryota, Metazoa, Rotifera, Eurotatoria, Philodinida, Philodinidae.
AUGUUUAGUCCAUUGACUUAUUCGUAUGUAGUGGAUGAUGAGUAUGAUACACUCCCGCCGUUACCACCCCAAAUGAAAGCACCACCAAAAAAAGCAGCACAUAUACUUGAUAUACCAACUGGUAAUAGUCCAUGGAAUGCUGUUUUAAAACAAGCCGAAAUACGGCGACGUAAACGUCGACAAACAACACCUGAACAUCCACGUCGAGCUUUAUUUUGUUUGACACUUGAUAAUAAAUUGCGUCGAACGUGUAUUAAAUUAGUUGAAUGGAAACCUUUCGAAUAUCUAGUAUUGUUUACAAUUUUUUGUAAUUGUGCAGCAUUAGCUCUUAGUAAACCAUUACCAAAUAAUGAUACAACACCAACAAAUUCUAUUUUGAUGUUUGGUAAAAUAGCUUUGGAUGAAGCGACAUCAAUAAAUGAAAAUAAUAAUUUUCAAACAUUUUUCCAUUCAUUACUUGUACUUUUUCGUUCCGCAACAGGAGAAGCUUGGCAAGAAAUUAUGUAUGAUUGUGGACCAAAUGGAGGUGCGAAAUGUGAUAAUCGGUCACGAUCGAAAAACGAUGAAAGUUGUGCAAGUUCUUUUGCAAUUCCAUAUUUCUUAUCGUUCUACAUACUUUGUUCAUUUUUAAUUAUCAACUUAUUCGUCGCUGUUAUUAUGGAUAAUUUUGAUUAUUUAACUCGUGAUUGGUCUAUUCUGGGACCUCAUCACCUGGAUGAAUUUGUUCGUCUAUGGUCAGAAUAUGAUCCAGAAGCCAAAGGACGUAUAAAACAUCUUGAAGUAGUUAUUCUACUUCGAAGUAUCACGCCACCGUUAGGGUUCGGAAAAUUCUGUCCCCAUCGGACUGCGUGCAAGAGAUUAGUAUCAAUGAAUAUGCCGUUAAAUCAAGAUGGUACAGUUAUGUUUAAUGCAACAUUAUUUGCAUUAAUUCGUACAUCAUUAAAAAUAAAAACCGAAGGAAAUAUUGAUCAAGCUAAUGAAGAAUUACGUGCUGUUAUACGUAAAAUAUGGAAACGAACACCACAAAAAUUACUUGAUCAAAUAAUUCCACCACCUGGUUCUGAAGAUGAUGUAACUGUUGGCAAAUUUUAUGCAACAUUUCUUAUACAAGAUUAUUUUCGUCGAUUUAAAAAACGUAAAGAACAAGCAGCUAAACAAGUACAACUUGGUUUUGCUGGUGCAAGUAAAAAUUCAGUUGCAUUACAAGCUGGUUUAAGACAAUUACAUGAUUUGGGACCAGAAAUACGACGUGCUAUAUCAGGAGAUUUAGAUGAUGAAGCAACAUUUAAUAGAUUUUGGCGUGAAGAAGAACCACAACAUCGUCGAGAACAUACAUUAUUUGGUACAAUGAUUGAUGCAUUUACACGUGCUAUGCGUAAACCACAACAAGUACUGGGUUAUAUGCCUACUUUAACAGCUGCACCAGCAUUAUCACCACCACUACCUGGUACUCGUCUUCGACGUGAACCUGAUGGACCAGUAUCAAUAAAAUUAGAUGUUGAUCCUAAUUUACAUAUACCAUCACCAUUUCGUGUUGGAGCUAUUACAGCAGAUCGACGUGGUAUUGAACCUGAUAGUUAUGUAUUUCAAGUACCGGAACAUGAAGAAGGUCCAUUAGGACCAUUAACAUUAACAAGUCGUCGAGGAAAUAUUCGAAAAGAGAAUAGUUUUCGUUUUCGUGAACAAUCUGAAACAUCAAAUAUCGAACAUCAUGAACCAAAUUCUGGUCGUCGUCGUUCUAUAUUAGCACGUAUAUUUGCUAAACGUAAAACUGAUAGUCAAGAAUCAGCAUUAGUUAAAGGUUCAACAAGUACUGAAGAAUCAAAUCAACCACGAACAGCGACUGCUAAUCGUUCAUUAAUUGUUGAAAAUGGUGAUACCAUACGUAAUCAAACAAGAACACGACCAUAUUCAAUGCAAGCUAGAAGCAAAGAUGAUGUUGAAGAAUUAGUUAAUGCAUGUCUUGAUACAACUGGUAUUGAUCGUCGUUAUAGUGCAAUAAUAUUAGAAGAAUUACGUGAUUGUACAAAUUUAACUCAUGAUCAAUUACGACAAGCUGCACAUGAACUAACUACACAACUUAGCUCAAAUUCUCCACAAUAUGCAUCAUUUACAUCAUCAGUAUAUGAUUCAGCAACAACAAAUGUACCUUCAUCAGAUGAACAUCUUCAUGAUUCAUCUAAUUAUAAUAAUAAUGUGUGA